UUGACGUCAAUGACAGCUCGCGAUUGGUCCUUAGCCGUAUCCGGUGGGGCAGCGGUCCAGGGUUUGGGAAAAAUCGAAGCUUGUAUUUGAUACGCUUGGAGAAAUACCAUCUACACCAGGACAGUACCAUUGGGCCCGGUUAGAAGUUUCAGAUUUUUUCUCUGAGGUUUCAGGUCGUGGAGCAGGUCGUGAUGGCGUCAGGCAACACGAGCAGUGAGGAGGAGAGGAGCCUGAGGGAGUGUGAGCUCUAUGUGCAGAAACACAACAUCCAGCAGCUUCUCAAAGACUGCAUUGUCCAGCUGUGCACCUCCAGGCCAGACAGACCCAUGGCCUUCCUGAGAGAGUACUUUGAGAGGCUGGAGAAGGAGGAAGCGAAGCAGAUCCAGAGCCAGCAGAAGGCCAGCAGCUCGCGCUCUGACUCGCGCGACGAGGAAGUGUCCCCUCCCAUGAACCCCGUGGUGAAGGGGCGCCGGCGGAGAGGAGCCUUCAGCGCAGAGGUCUACACGGAGGAGGACGCCGCGUCAUACGUCCGCAAGGUCAUUCCCAAAGACUACAAAACAAUGGCCGCCCUGGCCAAAGCGAUCGAAAAGAACGUGCUCUUCUCACACCUGGAUGACAACGAGAGGAGCGACAUCUUUGAUGCCAUGUUUCCAGUGACCUACAUCGCCGGGGAGACGGUUAUUCUGCAGGGCGAUGAAGGUGAUAACUUCUACGUUAUCGACCAAGGGGAAAUGGACGUGUAUGUGAAUAAUGAGUGGGUGACCAGCAUUGGGGAGGGGGGCAGCUUCGGAGAGCUGGCCCUGAUCUAUGGGACGCCCAGGGCAGCUACGGUCCGAGCCAAGACCAAUGUCAAGCUGUGGGGCAUCGACAGAGACAGCUACAGGAGAAUACUCAUGGGCAGCACCUUGAGGAAGAGGAAGAUGUAUGAAGAGUUCCUCAGGAAGGUCUCCAUUCUAGAGUCUCUGGACAAAUGGGAGCGCCUGACAGUGGCCGACGCCCUGGAGCCUGUGCAGUUUGAGGACGGGCAGAAGAUCGUGGUGCAGGGAGAGCCAGGGGAUGAGUUCUUCAUCAUCCUGGAGGGUUCUGCGGCCGUGUUGCAGCGCCGGUCAGAGAACGAGGAGUUUGUGGAGGUGGGGAGGCUAGGACCCUCCGACUACUUUGGCGAGAUCGCGCUGCUGAUGAACCGCCCCCGCGCGGCCACAGUGGUGGCCCGCGGCCCUCUGAAGUGUGUGAAGCUGGACCGGCCGCGGUUCGAGCGCGUCCUGGGCCCCUGCUCCGACAUCCUCAAACGCAACAUCCAGCAGUACAACAGCUUCGUCUCGCUCUCCGUCUGAGGAAGCUUCCUGUUCUGUCCUCCCUCCGCCUCCUCUCCUCACCUCCUCCCCUCACCUCCUCUCCUCCUCAUCCACCUCCCUUACUCCUCCUUCCCUGGUCCCUCCCCUAAACCCUCCCCCUUCCUUCCCUAAAUCCCCUUUUUAGACCCAAGGUCCACCAAUGCAAUUAGCUUUUUCUUUUCGGUCACUUACUCUGUUAGCUUCUUUUUUUGUUGACUACUGUUAUUAUUCUUUGUUUGUCGUUUGUCAUUUUUACAUGCAUAUAACCUGCUGCUCCCAGUGGCCCUAGCUCAGCCCCUUCAAGCCCCACGGGUCUUUCCCAGAGCACCCAUUAUAAAGAGCCUCUCUCUGCACUCACAGGUCUAUCUAUCUCUCUUUGGCACCUCUAGUUUGAACUCUGGACUGGCUUGUUAGGGGUUCAUGCCCCACCAGUCCCAGUGAUGAUAUUGGACAAUCAGUCUUUACUGAAUCCCCCCCCCCACCUUGUACUUUAAUUAGUUGGCUAGAGGUGAAACAAAAGCGUAAGAGUAUAAUUCAUCUUAACAAUGUCCCUGUGUAGAGUAUGUUGGGUAGAUACGGUGGAUAUCUAAUGUAGACCAGAAUCUUGCCAAGUCUUAGCUGGCCACACAGGAUCCUAUGGCUUUGUUUGGCCAUAUUUGGUUCUUGGCACUGAUAAUCGAUUGCUUUCUUUUCUGGCCACUGACAAUGUUGUCACAUUGUCCUUCCAUUAUUGAAAACGUUUGGCUUGUCAAUUUGGUUCUUUGUUAUUUUCCCCUAGUUUGAGUGAGUUUGUACAACCUGAGCUUUGAUUCGUUGUACAACUAUCAAGCUAGUGCCAAAUGUUGACUGCUGUUACACUGCUUAGACACAAAGCUGUGGACACUGACUUGGUUCACCCUGAAACAUGUACCCAGAGAUGAACCAGGAAGUAAUGGUUUGACAUUCGCUUCUGAUUGGAUUAGUGACCAGAGACAAAAAUCGUCUCGGCUACGAUAAGUAAAAAAAACAUGGAGUAUUAAGUGUAACCUCAGUAUUCAACAUUUUUCAGUAUAUACUAAACAACACCAUCACUUUUACUGCUAUGCUUUAAAUCAAAUUAUUAUGAUAUUAUAACAAUUAUUAGAGUUAUUGUUAAUAUCCUUAUUGUCUCUGAAAGAACUCAGUUUUGGGCUAUUGUUUGGAUUGAUGGUAAACUUCAAGUAUAUUGAAAUGUUUUGGUAAAUGCUUAUUUUUCCAUAAAUUCUAUUUUAGGUGUCCAGUGCCACAACAUAAAAAAAUGCUUCUUCUUGUCAACUGACAAAACAGUAUGUCGUUGUAUCGUGUAAAACAUGGGUUCAACUUUUAAAAGUAGGUGAAAGGUUAAUUGAAGUAAAACUUUCAGUUUCAAAGGUUAAGUCUCCAAUAUGUGUAGAUUGUUUGACGGAUUCAGGACUUUUGAGUAUCUCUGUAUUGAAGAGGGAUACACAAUACCCUACAAGGGACCUGGCUGGGGGGAGCUUGCUGCCCUACAGGGACCUGGCUGGGGGGAGCUUGCUGCCCUACAGGGUCCUGGCUGGGGGGAGCUUGCUGCCCUACAGGGACCUGGCUGGGGGGAGCUUGCUGCCCUACAAGGGACCUGGCUGGGGGGAGCUUGCUGCCCUACAGGGACCUGGCUGGGGGGAGCUUGCUGCCCUACAGGGUCCUGGCUGGGGGGAGCUUGCUGCCCUACAGGGACCUGGCUGGGGGGAGCUUGCUGCCCUACAGGGACCUGGCUGGGGGGAGCUUGCUGCCCUACAGGGACCUGGCUGGGGGGAGCUUGCUGCCCUACAGGGUCCUGGCUGGGGGGAGCUUGCUGCCCUACAGGGUCCUGGCUGGGGGGAGCUUGCUUCCCUAGUCCAGAUGGACGGUAGCCCGGCCUGUUGGUUUGAACCAGCCACUGCUGAAGCAGAGAGAGAGAGGGGGGAAUGUCAGAGUGCUGAUGGUUGCAUCAGUAGUAGUCUGCUGUCGUACCCCCUUGACCCCUCUCUCUCUGUGCAGACUGGGCGUGUGCCACACCAAAAUGUUGGUGAGGUGGCGUGCUCUUCUGCCCUCUGGUCAGAGCAGUCACUCGAAAACCUCUUUUAUUUACUCCUUGCUUAACUGCUUGACUUUGAUUACCUCUAUCUAAUAUUUAACUCUGACUUUCCCCCCGGCUCCUCCAGACACAGUCUUCACUAGGUUAUCUGUCAGCUCUAGGUGCCAUGUUACACUGUCAUCCCCCCCCCCCCCUCCCACCCUAACAAAUAUGACCUAUAAAGGAAUGCUCGCCCUCUCUGCGGUUUACUGCCUAUGUUUUCAGUCUUCUGUUUUCGGCGACCGUUUUCUGAUCUUGUGUAUGAACCAGUUGGUGUGUGUGAGUGGAUGGGUCGUGUGCUUGUACCGGCUGAUGCAUGUUGACAUGAGAGGAGGCCGACUGCAGUGAAGGCUGCCAAGCUUGAGGAUGCUCAGUCAUUUCAUAGGAUGCUGCAACCGUUAAAUUUUCAUAAACUAGCGAGCCAGAUUGAGCAACUUCCGAGAGAUCAUCAAGCGUUGCCACUGGGUAGGGAUUAGGAUUUCGUUAGGAUUUUUGAUUUGGCCUUCCAGUUUUACCCCCCCCCCCCCUCCA
Hypomesus transpacificus is the source of this 3957-nucleotide messenger RNA. RefSeq names its product protein kinase, cAMP-dependent, regulatory, type I, alpha (tissue specific extinguisher 1) b (gene prkar1ab). Gene Ontology annotation, cellular component: cAMP-dependent protein kinase complex. The record is from RefSeq and is a predicted model, not a curated record. Gene Ontology annotation, molecular function: cAMP-dependent protein kinase regulator activity. The coding region runs from base 192 to 1334 and encodes 380 amino acids. Gene Ontology annotation, biological process: regulation of protein phosphorylation. Lineage: Eukaryota; Metazoa; Chordata; Actinopteri; Osmeriformes; Osmeridae. The transcript is spliced from 11 exons.